AUGGCUGCAGCUGUCCCAUCUUCAUCAGAUUUAACUGAAGCAAAACCUCCAGCUAUUUCAUUUAUAAAUUCACAUAAAGGAAAGCCUUUGCUAAUAGCAGACGAAUAUGUUUUCAAAUUGAAUAAAACAACAACUACUACCAAAUAUUGGAUAUGUACACUUAAUGGUUGUUCAGCUAAAAUACAUACAGAUACAAAUAGUAAAUUGAUUAAAACGAUUGGUGAUCAUAAUCAUCUUCCAGAGAAAGAAAAACUUGAAGUUCGUGAAUUUCGAGAAAAAGUCAAACAACGUGCAAUUAACGAAACAACACCUAUUCCACGUAUCUAUGAUGAAGAGUGUGCAAAAGCGAUGUUGUCAAACGCAGCAAUAGCUGUAUUACCAAGUGAACGUGAAAUGAAUAGUGGAAUCAACAAAGCACGUCGGGGUAUUACACCUACAAUACCAUCGACACAAUCGUUUGAUAUUCUUGAUCCUUAUACGAAAACACUGCACAAAAGUGAUUUUUUAAUUGUUGACAAGGCAAUAACAAGACGACAGCGAAUACUUUUAUUUGCGUCACAUGAACAAUUGAAAAUGCUUUUCGCUGCUGAAACAAUACUAAUGGACGGAACGUUUUCAACUUGUCCAAGCAUGUUUGAUCAAGUUUAUACAAUUCAUGCAAUAAAACAUAAUCAAUCAUUUCCCUGUGUUUUCGGCUUAUUACCAAAUCGGUUCAAAAGUACUUAUCAUUUCAUGUUUAAUGAGUUGAAAUCUAUAGCUAUACAAAUGCAAAUGAACUUCACACCAAAAUCAAUUAUGAGCGAUUUUGAACCAGGUUUAUUAGCUGUAGUUACAACUGAUUUUGUUACAGCAACACAUACAUCUUGUUAUUUUCAUUUCACGCAAGCCAUUUAUCGAGCGAUACAACGAGUCGGUUUAUCAACAAGUUAUAAUAAUAAUGAUGAUGUCAAACAAUAUUGUCGAAAGUUGAUGGCUCUUCCCCUAUUGCCAGAAGCUAUUAUUGAAAAUACAUAUGAUGAAUUAAUUGCAACAAUGUCAAUAAACUUGAAAAACGUACUGAAUGAUUUAAUGGAAUAUUUCCAAGAGCAAUGGUUUGUGAAAGUUUCGAUUUCUCAAUGGUGUGUUCAUGGUAUGAAUAUGAGAACCAAUAAUAAUGCCGAGGCAUUUCAUAGUCGUUUUAAUCGUCGAGUACAAGUUAAUCAUCCAAAUAUUUGGUCGUUUAUAAAAUUUCUACAAGGAGAAGAGAAUCGUUUUCAUCAUAUGCGUAUUCAAUUUAGUGCAGGCUUAGGACCAAGACCAAAGCAAGCAAAAACAAUUGCUAUUCAACGCCGUAUCGAUAAUCUUGGGAAACGAUAUUAUGACUGUGCUAUAAAUGCUAUGGAAUACUUAGAUGGAUUAUCAUUUGUAGUUGCUAAACGAAAAAAAUGA
Rotaria sp. Silwood1 is the source of this 1428-nucleotide messenger RNA. The record is from the annotation of a GenBank genome assembly. NCBI's taxonomy places the organism in Eukaryota, Metazoa, Rotifera, Eurotatoria, Philodinida, Philodinidae.